Molecule: messenger RNA, 3027 nt
Organism: Eleginops maclovinus (Patagonian blennie)
Lineage: Eukaryota; Metazoa; Chordata; Actinopteri; Perciformes; Eleginopidae
Gene: ifngr1
Product: interferon gamma receptor 1
Exons: 7
Coding region: 211-1395 (394 amino acids)
Biological process (GO): cytokine-mediated signaling pathway
Cellular component (GO): plasma membrane
Molecular function (GO): protein binding; cytokine receptor activity
Source: RefSeq, a predicted model, not a curated record
CAAUCACACCCGCCGGCUGGAAAGAGGAUGUGAUAAAUGAAUCUGUCAUUCAGGAACUUCACUGGAAAGAAAACUUAGAGAAGUCUCCGUUUGUAAUGUGUUUUUAUAAAGCGUCGUUUGAUUUCAUUCCAAUGUUUUUAUUCUGUCCUCGUUGAGGAGGAAGUCGUUUUUUCUCGGGUGUUUAGUCUCUUCGUUUGAAGGCCUGACAACAUGAUGCCGGAUGGUGCAAUCAUGGCCCUGCUGCUUCUGGUGUCAGGAGUUUCUGCUGCUGUUGAAGUUCCUCCUCCAGAAAACCUGACUGUGAGCUGCUCGAACCUCAACGUGUCGGUGAGCUGGGAUUUCAGCGGGGAUCAAACCCAGACGAAAUUCAAGAUAGACGUCAAAAGUUCUGCAAACACAAAAGGACAUUCAUCUUUGGUGAGCAAGCGUCACUUUGAUCUGAGCCAAAUCGUCUGGGAAUCCAAAAACUACUUCAUGGAGUACUACGCCGUCAAUGUGACAGCGAUACAGGGAGACCACAAGUCUAAUGACACAGGAACGAGCUUCAGCUUCAACACCUUAAAGUCCGUAUUUGUAAAAUGUGAGUUGGAUUUCCCCCCUGUGGAUCUGAUGGAGACAGAUUCAGGAGCCACGCUUCUCUUCAUGAAUCCUCUCCGCUUCUACAAAAAACUGAAUCAGAGUUACGAAGCAGAGGCUGUCCCCUUUUCAUUCAUUGCCUCUUCCAAAACUAAUGAAACAGGAGUUUGCAAAGUCAAAGACGAAAACUGCAAACUUGAUAUUCCGUUUGCUGCGGACGCGGAGAAGUGUGUGACGCUGAAGGGACAGCUGGUUCAUAGUGCCAGUCGGGACAAUUUCGUGUUCAGAAAGACCGGACUAAUCUGUGCCGAAGAAGCAGAGGGGGACUUUACGGUGGCAAUGGUUGUAAUGCUGUUCAUCCUCGGCAUUGUAAUCACUAUGAUUCUAAUCUUCAUCUUCAAGGUGAAAGCCUGGACGGUGAAGAUCCCCGAGAUACCUCCUUUUCUGAAACCGGGGUGGAACCCCACAAACAAAGUCCUGGCGUACGCUACUGUGUCGCCCGUAGACACCAUUGAUGUGAAUCUGCGCUACAACAUGUGCAACCAACCUUCUGUCAGCUCCGAGGAGGAUUUGACGGAGGAAGGCGAUUGCUCUUGCGUUCUGCAGGUGGAGGAAGAGGAGCAUGACAGGAGAGACAACGGGAGAGACAAUUUGCCGCCUUCUUCUGAGAAUUACUCGGAUGGAAGACUUCUGGAGGAAUCCAGUGGAGAUGAGGAUGAUUCUGCAGAUGACUUGGUGAAAACGGAGAUUGUUUCUAUUGACGUGGAGGAGAAGGAGGACGAGGAUGAUAUGGGGGGUACAGUUUACAUGAAGAGGUGAAAACAAACCAAAAAGACAACUUUAUUUUGCAUUAAAAGUCUUUUACUCGUAGUUUUCACCUCCCUAUACUUUGCAUGACAAACAAGUGCGCUCAUGGAGGUGGUGCCUUCUCUCAAGAAGGGACAGUCCUGUUAAACAUCUACCAAUGUUUAAGGAGAUCUCUGGUUUGCCUUGUGGCUAUUUUGAAGGAAAAAUGCUAAUAGUGCUACAUGAAAUCUCACUGCUGCAACACAAACAGGAUUACAUAUUUCAGCCUGUUUCUUCCAGUCCUCUGAACACCUCUGACCCUCAUCCUCGCUCAGCUCCUCUGGCGUUUUAUCAGCUGCAGAAUCUUACUUUGAAACACUACGUGGAUUUUUACCGCAAUGGAGCAACCCCCAAAAGAAGUAUAUUAUUAUAUUAUAUCGGCUAAAACUGAUACCAAUUGUGCCGCUGUUGUUCAUGAAGUGAAGGGCUCCAUUCGUGUUUUAUAUUUAUGGGUUCGGUUCUUUCUUCAAUCAAGUGGUAUGUAGAUAUGUAAAUAGUUUUUUAGCUUAUUUGCCCGGGUCUGGAGGAAGAUGUGUGAUCAAAUGUAAUCUCUUUUAAGAAAUAUUGUCCCACAUAUAUCAAGAGAGGGACUACUUCUUUGUCAGAAAGUAGUUCCAAUGGUAACGGCAAAGGUCAGCAUUGUCAGUAAAAAACAACCUGGAACUUAUUUAUAUUUUUAAAAGCAAUUUAACUUGGAGCGCAAUAAAAAAAAACUACCUACUAAGUUAAAUGGGAAUUAAAAAAACGUGUUUACUGGUCUCACUGUGUUCAGGGAGCACGUAACACACUGUGGACCUUCCGCUCUUGGCAACAGAUUGAGGCGUUAAAAAUACCUCUGUGCCACACCUGGAAAUGCAACUGCACUUAUCGCUGUCUGACCUGUAGAACUGGCUUUGAUGUGACGUGAUGUGUGGGAGUUUUUCUUUUGUUUGCAUCAAGAGGACAAUGUUUUUGUUGAAGUGCUUCAGGGCUGCUCAUAUUUUUUAUAGCUGUGAUAAAUUCUGUUCUGUGUAAAAGUGCUUUUUAAACGGUUGUUUUAAAUGCUACGGCAGAAGAUAAGGGCCACAUGUGAAAACGUUUUCCUUUUUCUUCUAAGCAUUUUGCAAUUUUUGUGAGUUUUGAGGAAAAAACAAUCGGGAGUUCUGAAAAGAAAAUCUCCACCGAGAUUUCUCAGAUUAAAUAACUUCUUUUCUCAGAAUUCUGACUUUAAUUUCAGAAUUUCUUCCAGAAUCCUGAAAUUUCAGUCAGAAUUCCCAGCUUUUCCUGAAAAUUUCCUGAAAAUGAAACACUUUUCCUCUGAAUUCUGGGAUCGAACAGAUUUUUUUUUCUCAGAUUUCCCAAAAUAAAAUUCACUUUUCUUCUGACCUCACUGUGGCCCUAAUCCUUUUCCGUAGAACGCGUACCUUUCAAUGCCUUCUCUCAGGGUUAAACACCGAAGCCAAAUAUUUUAUGUUCAUGUGUCAAACACUUGCUGAUAUGAUCUUUGAAUGAAUACCAGUGUGUGACAGGUGAGUCUCGGAUCACCUGUGGGGCAGUUUGAUAAGAUCAACAUGAAACCUCACAACAAAUUGCUUUUUUGUUUUUAAUAAAGAGACAUAAACAAUA